AACUAAUAAUCUAACUUCUGAACUUUUUUUUUUUCAUUUGAUCAAUCAAAAAAACAAAACCCUCAAAUCAGUUUCUUUUUUCUGAGUGAUUUUUCCGAUGGAGGUUGCCAGGAACUCGAAAAUGGGGACUCCGGUGAAAGAUUCUCAUGGGUCUGAGUCUAGGAUGCGGAAAAUUUCCAGAUCAUCUGAGAAUUCGAACCCCAAUGUAUCCAAUUUAAGUCCUAGCCUGAAAUCAUCGAAAUCGCCGUUAACCAAAUCAGGGAAAUCUACGAAAUCUGUAUCCAAGAUUCAGGGUACAGACACUGCUCUGAAUCCAGUUCCCUUUUCGCUGAGAAACAAGAUUAGGGAGAGGAAGUUCGUGGUAGCGAAGAAGAAUUCGAAGAAAGAGAAAUCGGAGACGAAUACAGUAGUCGAUUGCAAGUGCAGGGAGAGAUUCGGAGGGAAUGUCAAGAAGUGUGUUUGCGUUGCGUAUGAGACUUUGAGGGCAUCACAGGAGGAGUUCUUCAAGAACCGGCCUGCUCUCGAAGAGGAUGGUGGAUUAAAUGAUGCGGAGUCUGUGGACAGAGCUGAGAUUGGUGUUGAAGAAGAGGCAGAGAAGGGCGUUUCGAUUCAUAAUCUUGAGAUUCAAUGUGACUAUGGAUCGGAUAAAGAGAUCGAGAACUCGAGCCAAAAGGAUAGUUCUAUUAUCAUCAAGAGAAGGAGGGACAGGGUGCUAGAGGAAGCAAGGAAUAGUGUGCCGGAGUUUGGGAAAGUGAUGCACUUGGUUCAGGCGUUCGAGAAGAUUCUGUCAAUACCGAAUUCAAAGGAAUCGGAAAAGAAUGAUGAGAAGGCGGCGGAAGAGAAUCAGAUCGAUACCAAGAAGAAGCCAAUCAAAUGGGCAUUACCUGGUCUGCAGCCACCAACCGAGACACGGUUCUCAUCUUCUUCACUAUGUCCAUCAGAUUUGGUGUUAACGGCAGAGAACCUCGGUUUGGAUUCUCAUUUCCCAGUGUCCUCUUCAUGGGAUAGCAACCAUGGAAGCAUCUGCAGCAGGACUUCCAAUGGUGGCCGCAGAAGCAGAAGGAAUAGCUCUGACUCUUGCGGGACAAUGGGUGGAAGGAGAUGGAAAAAGAAGCCGCUUAAAAUCACUAGCCAAAAACCAUUUAAGUUAAGAACAGAGCAAAGAGGAAAAAUGAAGGAGGAAGAAUUUGUGAAGAAGAUGCAUGAAGUGAUGAUGGAAGAAGAAAAGCAACGGAUUCCAAUAGCACAAGGUCUCCCAUGGACAACGGAUGAACCAGAGAUCCUGAUUAAACCUCCUGCGAAAGAAAACACGAGACCGAUUGACCUGAAGCUUCACACUGAUCUGCGUGCAGUUGAGCGCGCUGAGUUUGAUCAUCAGGUAGCUGAGAAGAUGUGCCUUAUAGAGCAGUACAAGAUGGAAAGAGAGAGGCAGCAGAAGUUAGCAGAAGAAGAAGAAAUAAAAAGGCUAAGAAAGGAACUGGUUCCCAAGGCUCAGCCAAUGCCAUACUUUGACAGGCCCUUCAUUCCCAGAAGGUCUACGAAGCAUCCCACCAUUCCUAGAGAACCAAAGUUCCACAUUCCACAAAAUAAGAAGAUUAAGUGCUGCCUUUCGUGGAAUGAUGUUAGUUCCUAUGCUUUCCAACAUCAAGGCAACGAAGCAAGACAAGCACAUAAUUCUUAGGGCUAUUGUGAUCUUGUCCUUUUAUUAGUUACCAAAUAACGUGAUAUUGUUUAUCCUGGUCUUCUUCUUCUUCUUCUUCUUCUUCUUCUUUGUUUUCUUUCAUUGAAAUUCUUCCGUGGAUUUGUAAAUGAGCAACCACUUUGGUUGCAAUUUUGCCUAAUAUAAUGCAAUUAGUUGG
Molecule: messenger RNA, 1859 nt
Organism: Rubroshorea leprosula
Lineage: Eukaryota; Viridiplantae; Streptophyta; Magnoliopsida; Malvales; Dipterocarpaceae
Source: the annotation of a GenBank genome assembly